Messenger RNA from Ceratitis capitata (Mediterranean fruit fly), 3847 nucleotides. RefSeq names its product DNA replication ATP-dependent helicase/nuclease DNA2 (gene Dna2). The transcript has 5 exons. Gene Ontology annotation, molecular function: single-stranded DNA helicase activity; 5'-flap endonuclease activity. The record is from RefSeq and is a predicted model, not a curated record. The coding region runs from base 407 to 3829 and encodes 1140 amino acids. Gene Ontology annotation, cellular component: cytoplasm. Lineage: Eukaryota; Metazoa; Arthropoda; Insecta; Diptera; Tephritidae. Gene Ontology annotation, biological process: replication fork reversal.
GUCAAAUAAUGUCUUUCUGAUAGACAAUUCACAAUAGAUCGAAGGUGCAGAGUAAUUACAGAGAACGUAUAUUAAUAUGCGUUCUUUGGUCAUGCAUACCCAGAAAUCUUAAGUUAAGCUAAAUUAACUCCAAUCGUAAUUCAGAAUAUAUUUUCUUCUUUGGUCUUAACACCUUUUUGGCAAAAGUCAAUGAGAAUAUUUUAGAAAUUGCAAUUAGGUUAUGUAUAUAUGUCGAUCCUAGGCUUGUGUAAUCAUUAGAUCAGUUGUGUCGUAGAUCGUAGCAUGAGGUCGUUGCGAAAUCGAUCUAAUCAGAAAUAGCGGAUGUUUCGAAUUGGCGGGAAACUGCAAUAACACAACUAUUAAAUUAUAAACAAACAAUUCUGAAAUUGAAUAAUUAAAAUUUGACAUGAGUAGAUUAAAAAGAAUAACAUCACCAAUGAAACAGCAAAAUGAGACUCCAACGAAAAAGUUAAAGUGUGGUAAAAGUGAUAUAAAUGAAAAAGAUCUCCAUGGUUUUUCUUGCUCAAGCCUGGAACAUCUCUUUGAUGGCGAUGAUGAUUUUGAGGCUAUUAUAAAUGGUGAAAAAAUGCAACCAGUUCAUAUCGAGCGUUUAGACCUCAGUGUAUGGCAGCGUUGUAUUGUGGUGACCGCAGAGCGUGAAAGGCCUUCAUUUGAUUUGGUGUUAGAAGUGUGUUUAGCUACGAAUGAACCAGUGGAGGAGCUUGACAAGGAGAACAAUGUCAAACUAACACAAUGUCGCUUACAACAGCAAUGGAGUCAAACCGACAUAAAGGUAGAUGACAUCGUUUCACUGCUGGCAGUUUGGGACGAAAAACUGUGUUGUUACACAGUGAAUAACGACCAAGGAUUCUGUGUUACUAAUCCGGAUACGUUGAUUUCUAGUACUAGCGUUGUCGGCUCGCUCUUCUGUAGACGAAAGGCAGUGCUGCAAGAGCGCUUCAAAGGCAUUGAUGCCAACAGCAAAGUGAUGGUGGUUGGUUCGAUGGUGCAUGAAAUGUUGCAAUUAGUAUUACGGAAGGGGCUCGAAAGUUCACAUGAUAUUGAAACUGCUGUGCAGAAGUUAUUAGACGCUAAGGACACAGCUUAUGAAUUGUAUGCGAAUUUAAUGACAAGAGACGAGAUGAGCUUGGAACUCGGAAAAUUCGUAUCAAAUGUAAUAAAUUUUGUUGAUCAAUAUAUAAAAGGAAAACCAGCAGCGGAGCAACAAAAGGACAACUUUCAAGGUACUAUCGUAGAUGUACAAGAUAUUGAAGAAAACGUUUGGGUGCCACAACUCGGUAUUAAAGGUAAAAUCGACGUGUCGGUGCGCAUCAGGCAACGAAAACAUGAGAAAGUAUCAAAUGCCAUACCGCUGGAAUUAAAAACGGGACGUGCGACUUUUUCUAUGGAACAUAAAGGUCAAGUUAUUCUCUAUCAAAUGAUGCUCUCAGCUAUUGGUCGCGAAACGAAUUCAAGUUUAUUGCUUUACCUACGUGAAGGCAUAAUGCGAGAAUUGCGCGGCAAACGUAAUGAGCAGCGGGAUCUUAUAAUGUUGCGUAACGAUUUGGCUAAUUAUAUUUCACAACGAUUUAGCCAAAUACUAACCGAUAUCACAGACGCUGUCUUUGAGGAAGGAAAAUUCGCACAACCCUUUAAACUACCUGAUCCUAUUUCGCAUCACAGCGCUUGUGGUAAUUGUGAAUAUGCAACAAUUUGUUGCACUUUUGCAAAAACCGAUCCGAUGCUACAAUUACGAAAGGGUCAUCCUUUAUUGACUGUUAUGCAAAACGUAACCGAACAUUUAAAGGAAGAAGAUUACAAAUACUUUAUGCACUGGUGCCGUUUGCUAUCAUUUGAAGAGCAGGAAAUGAGAAAAUCCAACAAUUUGCGUGCUUUAUGGACAAAUACGCCUGAGCAUCGUAAGAAAAACGGUUUAGCAAUUAUAGAUUUACAGCUGAAAGAUGCUACAUGUGAGGGUGUGCAUUAUCUAAAUACAUUUGUGCUUCAAUACACUGACGAUAAUAAGGAUCUGGAUCUACUACUAAGUGGCUUUGCCGUAGGAGAAUAUGUGGUUGUAAGCACACGCAAGCGUUUGGCGGUUGCUGCUGGCAAUAUAGUAAGCAUAGCUGCUAACGAAGUAACCGUUAGUCUUGAACGCGAUUUAAAUAAAAAUUAUGCAAAGGAUUUAUUCAUAAUUGACAAGCAUGAAUCGCAAUCGGGCAAUUCGUUCAAUUACACGAAUGUCAGCUUACUUUUAGAUAAUAAUGAACGUGCGAAGGUGUUGCGCGAUAUUGUAGUGCAGUGCGUGCCACCAACUUUUCGCAAAGUGCUGCCGAAGAUCGUUGCAACUGAGGGUGCCAGCAUACUUAAGGAACUGAAUUCGGUGCAACGGUCAGCUGUGUUGAAAGCUUUAACCGUGGAAAGUUAUAUGUUAAUCAAAGGUUUGCCAGGCACGGGUAAGACACAAACACUAGUCGCCAUUGUGCGCUUACUACAACUCAUGGGCAAGUCAGUGCUUAUUACCAGUCAUACACAUUCCGCUGUUGAUAAUUUGUUGGUGCGUUUGAAAUCGUACAAGUUGCCCAUGUUGCGUUUAGGUGCAGGCGCACGCAUUAACGCUGAACUGCAGGAGUUUGGCGAAAGUACACUACUAGAGGACUCCCACACCGUAGAGGCCAUAACAGAUUGUUACAAUUCAUACAACAUUGUCGGUGUUACUUGUCUGGGCUCAGCGCAUCCGUUAUUUCUGCACCGUAAAUUCGAUUAUUGCAUAGUUGACGAAGCGACGCAGGUAAUGCAGCCGACAACAUUGCGUCCACUGUUCUUUUGUGAUAAAUUCAUACUGGUUGGUGAUCCCGAGCAACUGCCGCCUUUAAUACGUUCUAAAGAAGCGCGUCAACUAGGCGCUGAUGAGUCAUUAUUUGCGCGUCUUGACACGACAGCAGCGACAGCGGUGUUGACACUACAGUAUCGUAUGAAUAAAGCCAUCACACGGCUGGCGAAUGAGCUCACCUACAAAGGCGCGCUACAAUGCGCUACCAAAGAGAUAGAACUUGACGCAUUUCAAUUGCGUUUUCCAAGUGAUAGAAAGCCAGAGAAGUGGCUGCAGCGUGCCUUGCAAACGCACAUCGAUCAAGCCGUGUUUCUACUAGACACUAAAGAUUGCAGUAAACGUUUGGCUGAAUUCACCAAAGAUGGCUUGCGAAAUGCACCCCUCAAUGUUGCUGAGCACUUGAUCACAAGUGAGGCCAAACAGCAGUGUGCGCAAUCAUCACCUACUCUGCAGAAAACAGGAAAUGGCAAACGCAUUUCUAAAUAUACAAAUUACUGUGAAGCUGCCGUUAUUUUGCAUGUCGUCGAGCAAUUACUCAGAGCUGGCUAUGCGCCUGACCGUAUUGGUGUGAUUGCGCCCUAUCGUGCGCAAGUCGAGCUAUUACGUAGUUUAAUGACACAAUUUGCAUCGCAUCACCAAAACGGCACGGUGAAUAUGAAUUUUGCUGCUAUUGAGGUUAACACAGUGGAUCAAUAUCAAGGCCGUGACAAAGAUAUAAUACUCUUUUCGGGCACUAAAACCGGCGGUGUGGAAACUAAUGAACAAUCGCGUGAUGCCGAGAUUCUGGCAGAUAAAAGACGCCUCACUGUCGCUAUAACUCGUGCCAAGCGCAAGUUGUUGUUAAUCGGCGAUGCCGAGUGUUUGGCUAAAUAUACGCCCUUUCAUCUACUUCUGGCACACAUACCGAGUUACUGCAAACUGCAAUUGGACGAUGGUAAGCUUGGCUUCGAUUGGCACGAGUUAUUUCAGAAUUUAAACAACAUUAUUAAGAGUUAGUGCAUUUCACUUAAUUUA